AUGGGCGUUCAGGCCCCCAAGGCCAAAAAGGAAUUUAGGAUUGUGUCAAUGCACGGAGAUAACCCCGAAUUUUGGACAAUUGAAAGUAUACCAGCAUCUCCAUCUGAGUCCUCUACUGAGCAUGCCCCCCCGUUCACAGAUAGCACGGAAGAUACCAGCGAUGUCUGGCCUCUUCAUGACGACCUCAAAAACAUCAGCCCAGAGAUCGAGCCCCCCAAUCGGACUAUGGAAGAUAACCUUGCGGGAAAGUCUCGACGUGGUUCCCUCGAUGCAUCGAUCUCCCUCCGCGAUUUGUAUCCGAAUUCGAUGAUAUGGUUCUUACCAUUCAAGACGCAGCGAGAAAUUUUGGUCAAUGUCCAGACCGUUCUUGAAGAGAGCUACGCCGACUUCGCUAGCCAGUGGAUCCCGGCAAUCUUACACGACCUUCGCCCUCAGGGUGCAUCUGCAGGAGACUCGCCGUUGACUACUGCCGCUGACAAGAAACUCUGUUAUCAACUUCCAAGCAAUGCGUUGGCAUUCCGUUCCGCCCAAAGUACCCGGCUAGCCUUCCGCUCGGCCAAGGAGCUUCGAGAAGCAAUAUUGGAACAAAACGCAUUGGACCUAUGGGAAAUCUAUAACAUCCUGGACUCCGCUACAACGAUAGCUGAAGGACUCUGCAACGAUACUGGGGCAAAAAGGAUUCGGGGUCUCAAGAAGGAAAUUGAACAAAGAGUGGAAACAUCGGAGGCAGCUGGAAGUGAGAUGCGCGGUCGUUUGACGUCGCAACUCAAAGACAUUCGUCGCCAAAGAGAAGAGAUAGACAGGAAGGAGGAUUUACUCACCUGUGAAAUGCUAGAGAAGAGGACUGAGGAAAAGGCUGUCUUGAGCCAAAAGAUUGAGGCGUACUUGGAAAGCAAUUUCGAGCAGGUGCAGAAAAGCCGAAAGACUUGA
Messenger RNA from Colletotrichum gloeosporioides, 930 nucleotides. RefSeq lists its product as uncharacterized. NCBI's taxonomy places the organism in Eukaryota, Fungi, Ascomycota, Sordariomycetes, Glomerellales, Glomerellaceae. The record is from RefSeq and is a predicted model, not a curated record. The coding region runs from base 1 to 930 and encodes 309 amino acids. The transcript has 3 exons.